Molecule: messenger RNA, 250 nt
Organism: Geodia barretti
Lineage: Eukaryota; Metazoa; Porifera; Demospongiae; Tetractinellida; Geodiidae
Source: the annotation of a GenBank genome assembly
ACAAGAGCUGCUGGUAGCUCCCAUAGACAGUCAGGAAGUCACGCUACAAGCAACUCAUUGACAACACACCCUGCUGCCUGGACACUAUUCACCCAAGAAGCUCUACACUUAAUUCAGCAAUUCCCUCAGGUGAUUCAGCAAUUUCUUGAGGCUUUGCAGCUGCCUUGGGAUAGCAGAGGGCCACCUCCAGGCAACACAGGAAGACAACCAGAGUGACAGCUGUGAAUAUCUUCAUCUUCUGCUUCUGUGA